Molecule: messenger RNA, 585 nt
Organism: Brenthis ino (lesser marbled fritillary)
Lineage: Eukaryota; Metazoa; Arthropoda; Insecta; Lepidoptera; Nymphalidae
Source: the annotation of a GenBank genome assembly
AUGUUGGACAAAUCUACGUUGGGCGGCAGUUGGGAGAGCGUGAUCUCAAGAGAUGACUACGAGAUAGACUACAGCCCGAGUCCUAGAGGAUCUCCUUUGAAGGAUACGUCUAACAUCCAAAAGGACGAGCAGCCGUACCUUAUCAGUAGGCAUAAUCCGAACAAAACUUUCCGUCGUGAAUCUGUCAUUGCGUCUUGGAAAAGUUUGAAAAAGGAAAGAGAACAAGCUUUAGGAAAACGUAUAAUCUAUGUUGACGCGGACAACUAUGAAGAUUACUACGGACGGAACCAAGUAAAGCGCUGCAAGAGCGAGAGGACUGCCAACGCUCCUCGGGUCCUGAAGAAAAUAAAACGUACAUAUUCAGUUUUAUAUAGAUACGACCCGAAAGAAGAAAAGGUUGUGAAAGAAUACAAAUACCAGCCAGUCAAUGAACCAGAUACCUUUACAACUUCCAACUUGCAGAAAUCACAUUCAGAACCAUUUUUGAGACCAGAAAGGACACCUAAUACGAAGAAGGCGAAGAGAUCUAUUACAACGUUCCUUAACAUCAAAUCCAAGUUCCUCAACAUAUUCUCGUCUAAAAGU